This is a messenger RNA of Nerophis lumbriciformis (worm pipefish), 2758 nucleotides long. It is a transcript of the gene nkx2-1, whose product is annotated as NK2 homeobox 1. Gene Ontology annotation, molecular function: DNA-binding transcription factor activity, RNA polymerase II-specific; RNA polymerase II cis-regulatory region sequence-specific DNA binding. The record is from RefSeq and is a predicted model, not a curated record. Gene Ontology annotation, cellular component: nucleus. Gene Ontology annotation, biological process: cell differentiation; regulation of transcription by RNA polymerase II. Lineage: Eukaryota; Metazoa; Chordata; Actinopteri; Syngnathiformes; Syngnathidae.
GCCCGGAGCCAGAACCGAGCUGCAUCCAAUUAAGGCGGACUCUCGCCGGGGCAGGUUGCACCAUCAAGGGGGGUCUUGGGAAAAAAAAAAAAAAAAAAAAAGGCAAAAUCCAAUUCCUCCCUGCAGGACAAUGUCGAUGAGCCCCAAGCAUACGACCCCCUUUUCAGUGUCCGACAUCCUGAGUCCUCUGGAGGAGAGCUACAAGAAGGCGGGCAUGGACCACGGGAGCGGCGCGCAGCUGCAGGCGAGCUACCGGCAGCCGCAGGUGUCCCAGGCGGCCAUGCAGCAGCACCACAUGGGCCACAACGGCGGCGUGUCGGCGGCGGCGGCGGCCUACCACAUGAGCGCCGCCGGGGUGCCGCAGCUGUCCCACGCCGCCGCCGCCGCCGCCGCGGUGGGCGGCUACUGCAACGGCAACAUGGGCGAGCUGGCGCCCUACCAGGACGGCAUGAGGGGCAGCGCCACGGCCGCGGGCUGGUACGGAGCCAACCCGGACCCCCGGUUCUCCACCAUUUCCCGCUUCAUGGGCUCCUCCUCGGGCAUGAACAUGGGCGGCAUGGGCGGCCUGGGCUCCCUGGCGGAGGUCCACGCCAAGGGCAUGGGCUCCCUGGCGUCCACCCCGCGGAGGAAGCGGCGGGUCCUCUUCUCCCAGGCGCAGGUCUACGAGCUGGAGCGACGCUUCAAGCAGCAGAAGUACCUCUCGGCCCCGGAGAGGGAGCACCUGGCCAGCAUGAUCCACCUCACCCCCACGCAGGUGAAGAUCUGGUUCCAGAACCACCGCUACAAGAUGAAGCGGCAGGCCAAGGACAAGGUGACCCAGCAGCAGAUGCAGCCGGACGGGGGGUCGUGUCAGCAGCAGCAGCAGUCCCCGCGCAGGGUGGCGGUGCCCGUGCUGGUGAAGGACGGCAAGCCGUGCCAAGGCAGCGGGCAGCACACGCCCGCCGCCGCGCAGGCCCACCCGCACCCGCACCAUCACCACCAGCACCCGCAGCAACACCCGCCGCAGGCCGCCAACGUCAUGCUCAUGUCCGCCGGCGGCAACCAGGCGCACCAGCAGCCGGUGGGCAGCGCCGGGCACUCCCCGGACUUGGGCCCGCACUCCUCCAGCCCGCCCGUGCUGCAGAGCCAGGUGCCCGGCCUCUCGCACCUCAACUCCCCCGGGGCCGAGUACGGCUCGGCGCUGCAGUGCUCGGCGCUCUUGUACGGCAGGACGUGGUGACCAAAACAAAACAAAACAAAACAAAACAAAACAAAAAACCAGAAAGACUUCUCUCUUUUUUCAAGCAUUUUUGGACCAGUGCACAAUACUUUUUUUCUACCAGAAGUGGAACGGUUGGGAUUUAUUUAUGUAAAUUAUAUUGAAAAACAACCCUGUAAAAAUAGGCUUUCAAAGACUUUUUAAUGUCAGCCGCUUAGAUUUAGAAUGUACUUUUUAUUUGGGGUCCCAAUAUUGUACAGGUUUUUUUUCCUCUCUUUUUUGGACACUAUUUGCCGACUUGUUGUCGUUUCCUUGGUAUUUGUACGUCUCAUUUAUUUGUAACUUAUAGAUAUUUGACCACGCAAAAAACAGUCCGACUAAUAAAUUAUGGAUGCAAGUUUGUGGAAUAUUUGCUCUCAAACAAGGAAUGAUAACAAUAAUAACACUAACUAGAUGAGGCAAUUCCUGAAGGAAUUGCGUGCGAAUGCGACCCCGGUAGGAAAUGGAUGGAUGGAUGGAUGUUGACGUUGAACUUCAAAAUGACUAAUUGUUGAAAUAGAGCACACAAUUCCUGAACAGGCUGAAUAUUUCGAAGUUGGAACGGUUUGAAUCGGAUGAAAAAUGUGGGAAUUGUGGAACUUUGGGGAAUGUCCCAUUUAUUUCAAUGGGAAUUUCCCCCCAAAAUUGGGAAUUUCGGGUAAAGCGGGAAUUGUUUUGUUAAAUGGUAAAAAAAAACUUAACUUGAAUGGUCUGAAUGAGUUGAAAUGUUUGGUGUUGAAUUUUUUUAAAUCGGUCGAGAAAUGUUGAAUUUUAAUUGAGAAAUGGUAUUCCUGGAAUUUCGGAAAAACCAGGAAUUUUUUCCAGUUAAAAAAACAACAACCUUGUUUAAGAGGAAUGUUUAGACGGUGGAACGGUUAAAAUACGUUGAAAAAUGUGGAAGGGAGUAGUCGCCAGAAAAAAGGGUGGAAAUAGGGCUUUGGAAAACCAGGAAUUCUGGAAAAUCCUGUAUUUUUUGGAACUUGGAAAAAGGGAAAGUUUGAAUUUCCAGGAUGAGUGGAAUGCGUUGAAGGUGGAAUGGUUUGAAUUGGUUGAAAAAUGUGGAAACGGUGGAAGUUUGAAAAAUGGACAAUUCAUUUUGAAUGGGAAAAAAUGUCCCGGAAAACCUGGAAUUCUGGGAAAUCUGGGAAAUUUUGCAAUUUGUCAUGGGAAAAAACUUGAAUGGUCUGAAUUGGUUGGUGUCGAAGUUUUUCAAAUCGGUCGAGAAAUGUUGAAGUAGUAACAUUUUUAAUUGAGAAAUUGUAUUAUGGAAUACCUGGAAUUUCGGGAAAAACUGGGAAUUGUUUCCAGUUCAAAAAACAACUUUGUUUUUUGUCCUGAUUAAGAGGAAUUUUUUGACGGUGGAAUGGUUGAAAUGCGUUGAAAAAUGUGGAGGGGGUAGUCGCCAGAAAAAAGGGUGGAAAUAGGGCUUUGGAAAAGCAGGAAUUCUAGAAAAUCCUGGAAUUUUUUUGAACUUGAAAAAGGGAAAGUUCAAAUUUCCAGGAUGAGUGGAAUGUGGAAACG